Molecule: messenger RNA, 1787 nt
Organism: Pezoporus flaviventris
Lineage: Eukaryota; Metazoa; Chordata; Aves; Psittaciformes; Psittacidae
Gene: FKBP5
Product: FKBP prolyl isomerase 5
Exons: 11
Coding region: 28-1530 (500 amino acids)
Molecular function (GO): peptidyl-prolyl cis-trans isomerase activity; protein binding
Source: RefSeq, a predicted model, not a curated record
CGGCAAGAUUGGCAGGAGGAGCUGCCAAUGAGGAGCGGGCGGGUGGGCGGGGCGCGGCGGCCGGGGAGACUCAGCCGGUACUGGCGGGCUGGGUCACUCGGAGCCGGGCGGUGGCGGCAGCAGGUCCGGGGCUUAUGCAAAGAGACCAUGACCACUGAUGAGGCCACCAAGAGUGAAGGGGAGGUGCAGGCGGCGGCUCUCGCUGAGCAUGGGGAGGACAUCACACCGGCUCGAGACCGAGGGGUCCUGAAGAUCAUUAAACGACCUGGGGGUGAAGAUGAGUCCCCCAUGAUUGGGGACAAGGUUUAUGUCCACUACAAAGGCAAACUGGCCAGUGGGAAAAAAUUUGACUCCAGCCGCGAUCGGAACGAGCCCUUUGUCUUCAGCCUGGGCAAGGGUCAGGUAAUCAAGGCAUGGGACAUCGGGGUGGCUACCAUGAAGAAGGGAGAGAUUUGCUACUUGCUGUGCAAACCCGAGUACGCGUACGGCUCCGCUGGCAGCGCCCCCAAAAUCCCCUCCAACGCCACCCUCUUCUUUGAGGUUGAGCUGCUUGACUUCAAAGGUGAGGACUUGUUUGAGGACGGAGGGAUAAUCCGGAGGAUCAAGAGGAAGGGAGAAGGUUACUCCAACCCUAAUGAAGGUGCUACAGUAGAAAUUCAUCUGGAGGGAUUCUGUGGUGGCACCAGGUUCGACUGCAAAGAUGUGAAGUUCAUUGUGGGUGAAGGGGAGGACCACGACAUCCCCAUCGGCAUUGACAAAGCCCUGGAGAAGAUGCAGAGGGGAGAGCACUGCAUCCUCUACCUCGCGCCACGCUCCUUCUGCCCGGUCAGGUACGGCUUCGGCGAGGCAGGGAAGCCGAAGUACGGCAUCCAGGCGAACACGGAGCUGGUCUACGAGGUCACACUGAAGAGCUUUGAGAAGGCCAAGGAGUCGUGGGAGAUGGACACAAAAGAGAAGCUGGAGCAGGCUGCCAUCGUCAAGGAGAAAGGCACGAUGUACUUCAAGGAAGGCAAAUACCUGCAGGCAGUGAUUCAGUAUGGGAAGAUCGUGUCCUGGCUGGAAAUGGAAUAUGGCUUGUCUGAGAAAGAGUCGAAAGCCUCCGACUCCUUCCUCCUGGCUGCCUUCCUCAACCUGGCCAUGUGCUACCUGAAGCUGCGAGAGUACACCAAAGCUGUGGAGUGCUGUGAUAAGGCACUAGGACUGGACCAGGACAACGAGAAGGGUUUGUACCGAAGGGGCGAAGCCAGGUUAUUGAUGAACGAGUUUGAGCUGGCAAAAUGUGACUUUCAGAAAGUGCUGGAAGUGAAUCCACAGAACAAAGCAGCAAAAUCCCAGAUCUCUGUGUGCCAGAAGAAAACAAAGGAACACAACGAGCGGGACCGGAGGAUCUACGCCAACAUGUUCACAAAGUUUGCAGAGAGGGAUGCAAAGGAAGCAGCUAGCAAAACCCGGGUUGAAAAAGUAGCAGAGAGAGCAGCUUGUGAAAAGGGAUCAAAACCUGAUGCUGAAGAUGCUAAAGGACAUGUAUGAUGGAGGAGGAGGGGAAGGGAGAGCCUCCUGCCCAUAGAAGAAGAUUGCUGUCAGACCUCAGGACUCGCCAGUGUUUUCUUGUAAGCUUGUUACAGUUUGUGUGAUCGUGGAAGCAAAAAGGCACCUUGCAAAGGAAAAUCCGAACCCUGUCCCACCGCCCUGGGCCGAGCGGGAGUGGCGGGAUGCUGUGGGACCACCACACGUGGAACAAACAGUGUGGAAACGGAGAGAAAGACAAAAAUCAUCAUCAUCAUCAU